This is a messenger RNA of Drosophila kikkawai, 6439 nucleotides long. RefSeq names its product Octopamine beta3 receptor (gene Octbeta3R). Lineage: Eukaryota; Metazoa; Arthropoda; Insecta; Diptera; Drosophilidae. Gene Ontology annotation, cellular component: plasma membrane. The record is from RefSeq and is a predicted model, not a curated record. Gene Ontology annotation, molecular function: octopamine receptor activity. Gene Ontology annotation, biological process: adenylate cyclase-activating adrenergic receptor signaling pathway.
CGGGCGCUCUUCGUUGCUCCUCCGAAAAUAUAAAUAUCCUGCCAGGCAGCCAGCCAGCAGAAAUAAACAAAAACCACAACGAAAGCCAAUUGAAACCUGUGGCCACUUGUCACACACACACGUUGCCCCCCAAGUGCCAGUGACAGUUGUCUCGAGUGGUUAAAAUAUAGGAAAAAAAUAAAAAAAAAAAGAAUAUAUAGCCGGCUGGGCAGUGGAGUUCGCGUGUGCGUGUUUCGAUUUUGCGGCACUACAAAAACCGAUACGAAACUCCAUUUAUGACCGCCGUAAGUCGUAAGUCGUCUUGUACGUGUUUACAUUAAAAAAAAAACAACAAAAAUACCAAAAUAAAAGAAAAAACCCAAGGAAACGUGCGGCAAAUUGCGGGCAGUAACUUCUUACCGGAGUUGGGGGGAAAUCAAAAAGAAAUUCCAUUUUAACAAAUCGAUUUUGCUGGCCUUUUUUUAUAUUUUCCUAUGCGGACAGCAAUAUAAAUAGAGCUACGGUUGGGCUAAUGACAGAUUAAAUUGUUGGCACCAGCCCAACAAAAAAAAAAAAAUAAAGAAAAAUAAAUAAAAUAGAAGCAAGCCAAAUAUCACAAAAUCGCAAGGCAUUAAAAAAUUACGAACAGCGCGUGUUAAAACUUUGAGCUGUUAUCAGUGAGGCCGUGGCAGGAACAACAACAACAACAACAAGUAAAACAACAUUAACAAUAAACUGCGAUAAAAAGGCAAAAACAACAACUAAGCGGUAAAGUUUCAUUAUUUUUCGGGAGGCAGCAGGCAAAUCAGGAAGGACAAUGAAGGCGUCGCGACUGGCGGCCUCAUCCAGCCACUCCUCCUGCCCACAUCAUCCUCAUCAGCCGAGGCGGAUGGAAGGCGCGUGUUGAGCAAACAGGUCUAGGCCAAAUUAGAGACGAAGCUUUGGAUACCCUGUUCCCGUGUCGCCGACAUCUCGUCGUUCGCCUGCAAUUCAGGAAAUUCGAGAGCAGACUAGAGGGAAAAGCAACCUGCGGAGGAUUGGGAAAUGGAGUGGAGCCCAGUCGGAGCUUUGAGCAAACACUCGAAACACCACGGAGGAGCCGGAGCAGGAGCCACAGCCAGGAUGAGGACGAACUUUCGCGGGCUUGUUUGCAUUGCAGAUUGCAAUUACGCGUACUCGCGUUUUAACUUACGCACAGCAUCGGGCCAUAGAUAAGUCCCGCGUAAUGAUGGCUGGGAACGGGAAGCUUUAAUCAGGACGCGUUGUCUCAAGUGACGGGGAAAAUUGAAGACAUGUCAGAGGCCAAAGUUACUGACCUCCUUCUGGCCACGACAAUGACAUUGCCUGCAGCAGGAACAGGAGCAACCACAGCAGCAACAGCAACAGCAGCCUCCGGCAGCCUGAGCAAAUCGAUUGCAACAUUCGUGGCAGGUAGCGUCACAACUACAACAUCCACAUUAACAUCGACAUCAGCAUUAGCAUCAGCUUCAACAUCAGCUUUAGCCACUGGCAACAGUAGUCACCUCCUGCAUCCCGCCACCACUCUUGCCACAACUGCAACAUCUGCUGCUUCUGCGACUGCUUCUACUGCUGCCACAACAUCAACAACGAGUCUGCCUAUAACCCCACAAUUUGUAGAUGCCUCGUUGACUUCGCUAUCGUUAACAGCCACCUCGUCCUCGUCCUUUGAUUACUUCUCCUCCUCCUCCGCCUCGUCCUCGGAGUCACCCUUCGAGCUCCUAGCAAACACAACGGGCAAUGCCACCAACAUCAUCAUCGAUCCCGGCCAAGAGCCGGAGGAGAGCUGGCUGGAUAUGUCACUGCUGUUGCUGAAAGGAUUCAUUUUCUCGUCAAUUAUCCUGGCCGCGGUCCUGGGCAAUGCAUUGGUCAUCAUUUCAGUCCAGCGCAAUCGAAAGCUGCGGGUGAUAACCAAUUACUUUGUCGUGUCGCUGGCCAUGGCCGACAUGCUGGUGGCCCUCUGUGCGAUGACGUUCAACGCCUCCGUGGAGCUGUCCGGCGGCAAAUGGAUGUUCGGGCCGUUCAUGUGCAACGUGUACAACAGCCUGGAUGUUUACUUUUCCACGGCGAGCAUCCUGCAUCUAUGCUGUAUAUCGGUGGACAGAUACUACGCCAUAGUGCGUCCACUGGAGUAUCCCCUGAAUAUGACACACAAAACGGUCUGUUUUAUGCUCGCCAACGUGUGGAUCCUGCCCGCCCUCAUCUCGUUCACGCCCAUCUUCCUGGGCUGGUACACCACCGAGGAGCAUCUAAGGGAGGUGUCCCUCCACCCGGACCAGUGCUCGUUUGUGGUCAAUAAGGCCUACGCCCUCAUCUCCAGCUCGGUCAGCUUUUGGAUACCCGGCAUCGUGAUGCUGGUGAUGUACUGGCGCAUCUUUAAGGAGGCCAUUCGACAGCGCAAGGCUUUGAGCCGCACCAGCUCUAAUAUCCUGUUGAACAGCGUCCACAUGGGGCACACCCAGCAGCCCACCAACCUGAGCUAUCUGCAUCCCAGCGACUGCGAUCUGAAUGUGCACUCCGCGCGGGAGGAGACCCAGAGUGCGCUGAGCAACUUGGAGGACAUGCUGCAGCCGGCCACCGAUGAGGACGACGACAGGGACGAGUGCGAUGAACUGCGCGUCCCUUCGCCACCGCCACGCCGUCUCAGCCGGAGCAGUAUCGAUCUCCGUGACCUGGAGCAGGAGCGAUAUGAGAAGGUCACGCACACGGACAGCGCUCCCUCGAUGAUGGCCUUGCAGCAGCAGCUCCAGCCUUCACACAACCAGCUGCAGCCACCAGUGCCGCUGUUCAACCCGCAGAUAUGGACAGAGGGCAAGCUGCUCGUUAAGGAUGUGGAAGAGCCGCAUCCUUUACAUCCCACGGCGCCGCAGCAGCAGCUCAGCCUGACCAGCGGCAGCGGGAACAGCGAACCGGAGCCGGAGUCCCAGGCCUACCGCGUCUUCGGGCUCAACAGCGACGAGAGCGAGGGCACCGACCUGUACGACACCCACCUGCCGCUGGCUGAGGAUAACAAGGAGCUAAAGCGGCUCAUUGAGGACAACUACCUGUACUUCAAGCGGCAGACGGGCGGCACCAUUAUCAGUGGCCCAGGAGGCGGCAAGUAUGCCGCACUCAGCGAGACGGACUUCAUUCGCCUCAAAGCCGGAGCAGCGGCCUGUGGACGGAAACCGUAUGCGGCCAGCGACUCGGAGUUCCUGCGCACCAUCAGCGAGUCCAGAGCUGCCAGCAAGGAGCAGACGCUGCCCGCCGGCAAGGAGAAGGGUUUCAACAUCCUCUCGCUGCUGGCCAAGACGAAGCGCUCCAGUGCCGAGUGCUUUGCCCUGGAGCGGAAACGACACCAGGCCAAUUCCGAGGGCUCCAGCUUUUUCCGGCGCGCACGGAACCGGAAGCUGUCGCACAGCUACAACGGAUGCGGCGGCGGUAAGGAACGCAAACUUGAGCGACGCCAGCGGCAGCACAGUGACACGGACUCCACGCCUAAUAAGCCGGACAUCCUGCUGGACAUCAAUGUGCUCAGCGAGCAGAACGGCGCCAGCGUGAUCCAGCAGUUCAGCGACGGCGUCCAGUUGAUUGACUUCAGCGAGGUGAAGACCCCGGACUCCCAGCUCCGGCCGCGGCGCAGCGACGACGAACUGGCCCAGCUGGCGGACUGCUUCGGGGAGUCCCCCCAGCAGCCGGCCACGCCGCCGCCGUCGCUUUCGCCGCCGGAACUGCCGGAGCCGAGUGGCUUGCUCAUUGCCAGCAGCUCGGAGCUAGCGGAGAUCUUCCGGUCGCUCAGCUUUCCGCUGGGACGGCCGGCCGGUGCUCCCCAGCGCCUGAGCACGCUCAGCGACCAGGUGUGCGCAAACUACCUAAUGUCCCCACCGAAUACGCCGGCUCCGCAGACCACAGGCAGCGGAUCAGCCAUUGACUCCAACGCCAAUAGCAACGGGCAGCCGGCGUCCAUCAAUGUGUACUUCCUGUCGCCGCCGCCGCAUGCCGCCGGACCCGGUUAUACGCCCAGCGACACCUCCACCGUGUCCCUGGAUGUGGUGACCACUCUGCCAGUACCCGUUCCAAUGCCCGUCCCAGUGCCGUCACAGCCAAAUCCCCAAAUGCCCUCGCCCAAGCCGGAGAUCAUACUCGAUUCCACGCUGUCGCCCGUGGAGGCCGGUUCCGACGAGCACAAGGAUGUCACGUCGCCGCUGUUCAAGCGCAGAGAUAGCAACGGCGAUGCGGACGUGAGCGUUUCCGGCGGAAAUGGAGGGGGUGGCGGAGGAGCGCGACAGCGCUGCAGCAUCCUGGCUGGCUACGAUGGCAUCCAGACGGUGCGCAAGCGACAGGCUUCCGUGGUGACCUAUGACGUGAACGUCAUAAACUUUUCGCAGGAGAACAGCGACAGUCGCAGCUACAUUCCCAUGGGCCGUGUGUCCACGAGUUCAGCAAAGCACGAAUUUUCCAAUAAAUCCUCGCUGAUCCGACGCGGCGGCAUCUGCAUCUUUGUGGAUGAGGAGGAGGCGGAGAUCAUUGAGCAGCGGCCCCGCGGCAUCACCUUCGCCCCGGUGUCCAGUCCGUUGCCCAAGUGUCCGCUCUGCGGCGCCGACAUCAGCACCACCAACACCACCACAACCAACGCAAACGCCGGCACCACCACUGAAACCACCAAAGUUCCACCAAGUGCUAGUGCCAGUGCAAGCGCAAGUCCAAGUGCUAGUAGUAAACGUAGUAGUCACGCCACAGCUCCGGAUCUUGGCCAGGGUUCGCGGUCCAGGUCCACUCGCUUUUGGCACAAUCGCAGGGCGGCGGUAACGGCAUGUUGGCAGCAGAGCAAGAACCGGAAGCGCCGCUUCGAGACCGGAUGCAGUCACUGUGGUGCAACCGGCGGCUCCGUUCGUCCGGCCAAAGGAUGGAAGGCCGAGCACAAGGCCGCCCGCACCCUGGGCAUCAUCAUGGGCGUCUUUCUGCUCUGCUGGCUGCCCUUCUUCCUGUGGUAUGUCAUCACAUCGUUGUGCGGCCCCGCCUGCCCCUGCCCCGAUGUUCUGGUAGUGGUGCUCUUCUGGAUCGGCUACUUCAACUCGACACUGAAUCCGCUUAUAUAUGCCUACUUUAAUCGGGACUUCCGCGAGGCAUUCCGCAAUACGCUGGAGUGUGUGCUGCCCUGUCUGGAGAAGCGAAAUCCCUACAACGCCUACUACGUCUAGACCGGACGGAUGCGGAUUCUGAUACCGUUGUCGAUGAUGCCCCCCCUCUUUUCGAUAUGGAACAAUGCCCCUAUAAGUGAUAUUUAAUACUCGAGUGAAUCGUCGUUAAACCAAGAGACAAGGCAGCAAAAACAAAGCCGGGAAACAGCAAAGAAAAGCAAAGGCAACGCAAGCAAGCAUCUAGCUAGUAAAAUCCUUCGAGCUAAGCAAUACUCAAUGUGUGUUUAUUACGUAUACGUGUGUACAUUUCCAUUUAAGCAACGAUAGGGAAUUUAAAAAUUAAACUUAAGUUGUGUUCUGCUGGGGAUAGUGCUGUCCCCCAACCUAUACUAUCCAUAUAUAAGUGUUGUUUGUCCAACUAAACAGAAGAUAUACGUAACGAUAUACAUAUGACAGUCAAACAAAAAAUUAGAGAAUGUGCAGCUAUGCUUGGAAAAACACAUAAAGUUGAAACGAAAUGUUGUCUAAUUAGAUUUAAGAAGAAUGAAAACUUUCUACUUCGGUUCAUCGAAGAUAUGACACUUUUUCUAAACAUUAAAAAUAUUUAUUGUAAUUGUGGGUCUAUUUUUAAACCCUCAAAAUUUGUAUUUAUUUUAAUUAUUUAGUUAAAAUGUGAGAAUAGUUUUUAACUCGUGUUAUUUUAACAUUAAAAUAUAUUAUUUCCCUUACUAAUAAGUAAUUUAAUUCAACUACAUCCAUUUUAUUGUUCAACUUAUGUUACAAUGAGUAGUAAAAUCAUGGAAAAAGUGUCCCUAACCUAGUCUUACCCUAAGUAUCAUAUAUAAUCUAGACCUACAUGUAUUAGCAAACCAAAUCUACAUAAUCGAGAGUUACAAACAAAUUGAGAAUUAUAAAUUAUGCAAACGAAAUGAAGCAAAAACUAGAAAUUAGCGAAUGAAAGGUAAUUGUUGUGUAGGUGACAUUAUGAAUUUUCAAGCAGAAAGACAAUCUACUAAAAUGUGUAAACAAGAAUGAAGUUCGAGACAACCCAAAAUUGGCAAGCUGUAGAAAAUUUCGCCAGUCGCUGCAAAAUCGAUUCGCUUAUUUCAAUUUAGUUAGUUCGAUUCCUCCGUCCCUCCUACCACCACCAACCUCCCUCCUUUCCUGAGUUGCGACGACUUUUGUGAUAGUAAAGGAAAUUGAUUGUAUUUCUAGUUGAAUUGGUUUGCGUUGAGUCAGUAAUGCAUCCCGUCUAAGUAUCUGUGCGAUGUGUGAGCGCGUGUAUGUUAUAUCUUUAGGUAAUGCCAUGUAUCGCUAUGUAU